AUGGAGGCAUUUCGUCAUAUCGGCGAGGGCCCUUUCGGAGAUCGAUCCACAGUCAUCUUCAAAGGAGGGAGAUCCGAGGGCCCGAAGCUUCGCGGCGAGAUUCUUCCUGGAGGUGGAGAUUGGGAGAUUGUUCGUAAUCACGGGGAUCAACAGACUGCCCAUCUCAACACACGUUAUAACCUUGUGACACACGACGGGGCCACCAUCUAUCUUCAAACCACUGGGACUCGCACUGGAGCCAAGUCUAUCAUUGAGAAGUUGGGCGAGGAUACGAGUAUCACCGCGGAUAAGUUCAAGAUGCGUUUGAACAUGACUUUUGAAACGGGGGACGAUAGGUACGGCUGGCUGAAUACCGUCGUUGGCAUUGCUAGUUCAGGACGGACAGGAAGCCAAGUCAUUUACGAUGCUUAUGAAGUUGUGUAG
Molecule: messenger RNA, 423 nt
Organism: Ramularia collo-cygni
Lineage: Eukaryota; Fungi; Ascomycota; Dothideomycetes; Mycosphaerellales; Mycosphaerellaceae
Exons: 2
Coding region: 1-423 (140 amino acids)
Source: RefSeq, a predicted model, not a curated record